This is a messenger RNA of Selaginella moellendorffii, 1073 nucleotides long. RefSeq lists its product as uncharacterized. The coding region runs from base 158 to 916 and encodes 252 amino acids. NCBI's taxonomy places the organism in Eukaryota, Viridiplantae, Streptophyta, Lycopodiopsida, Selaginellales, Selaginellaceae. The record is from RefSeq and is a predicted model, not a curated record. The transcript is spliced from 5 exons.
CGGAGGCGUGGCGCCGCUCGUUUCUCCGACUCCGCUGCUACUGCCACACCCAUGGCUUUUGACUUUGGAGCUGCUCGAGUGGAGGAGAGGAACUCGAAAACUCAAGGAGCUGUUUCGCCGGCGUAGCCAUCGAAGAACAAAACGUCAAGAUAGAGCUAUGGCGCAGAUGGUCCACAGCGUGAAACAAGACAUGCAGUGCCUGGCGGCGAUGUGGUUUGGGAGGAUCACUGGUGACACUCACAAGGAGCGGCUCCAGGCAUUCUACAGCUCGCAGGCACAGGCAUACGACGCUUUUCGUGCCGGCUUUCUCCACGGGAGAGAACAAAUGCUGGUUGAGUGUGCGUCACGGCUCCAGGGACGAUCCGGGAUGGUGUGGGUCGAUUUGGGAGGGGGCACCGCCGAGAACGUGAGAAUGCUAUCCAGGUGCCUGGACCUCUCGGCUUUCCAGAAUAUUUACGUGGUUGAUCUUUGCUCCGCCUUGUGCGAUGUGGCUGCCGCAAAGGUGGAGGGAUUCGGAUGGACCAACGUCGAGGUGAUUGAAGAGGACGCUUGCGAGUUUCGGCCUCCGGCUCCCGCAACUCUCGUUACAUUCUCGUACUCCCUGUCAAUGAUACCGCAGUUUAUCAAGGUGAUAGACCGGGCUCUGUCCUAUCUCGACGUGGAUGGAAUCGUGGGAGUGGCCGAUUUCACGACGUCUGCAAAGUUUGACAAGCCCGAGCGGCAGCACUCUUGGCUCCGUCGUUGGUUUUGGAGGGCCGUGUUUGAUUUGGAUUGUAUUGACUUGGGACCUGAACGACGACAAUAUCUCGAGCAUCGACUUGCAACUGGUAAAGUCUUUUCUUUCCAAUGGCUAACAAUCUUUCUUCAGUCUACGAGGAUAACAGCUUUGGCAAAAUCCCAUACGUUCCUAUUCUGAAGGUGCCGUAUUACAUUUGGAUUGGCAAAGUGUGAUUGGUAGUUACUUUUGGAAUAUUAGAAAUACUCUUUAGAUAUUUUCCCCGGCUAGAUACGGGGGAAUAAGAUGGAUUUUAUGUGUAUUGUUAAAGCAUAACUUAACUUCAAUUUGAGAUUUU